CAGGUAACCACGUGGAGAAAGCAUAGACUUUCCAAAGGAGCGAUGAGCAGGCCCCCAAAUCCGGGAGCGCAGGGAUUGGGUCUCCUCCAAGCCAGCCUCUCGGCCCCUGAGCCCUCCCCCGCCGCCUGCAGCCUCCCAGACCCCGCCCCUCCCUCGCUCCCGCUCCGCGCAGCCGCCCGCCUGCCCGCCGGACUUCAGUCUCCAGCCCCCGGCUCCAGAUUUCAACCGCCACCACCACCCCCCGACCCUCCCAGAGGACCGACUGCCCAGAGCGCAGGUCCCGGGACUCCCCGGGCGGGGCUGAUCCCGAGGAGCACCCCCCGGACUGCCUCUCAGAGCAGGGUGGGGAAGGGGAUCGUAGUCCGCCGCCACCUCCGAGCAGGCCGCCAGGUGAGCGCCGGGACAGACAGCACUGCAGGCACGCUUGAGCGUCAAGUUCACAAGCUUGAAGUGGAGCCGGCCAGUGGAGUUGUGUGUUGUUCUUCAGCUGCUUUAAACCGUGUGAGUACAGGCACAGGACUCUGGCGGCCGGCGAUGGGCGCCCGGCCCUCGCGGCGGCGGCGGCUGCCCGCGGAGCCGCCCAUAGCCUUGGACGCGCUGCCCCCGGAGCUGCUCGUGCAGGUGUUGAGCCACGUUCCCCCGCGCGCGUUGGUGAUGCGCUGCCGCCCGGUGUGCCGCGCCUGGCGCGACGUGGUGGACGGGCCCACCGUCUGGCUGCUGCAGCUGGCCCGCGACCGCAGCGCGGAGGGCCGCGCGCUCUAUGCGGUGGCCCAGCGCUGCCCGCCCAACAGCGAGGAUGAGGAGGAGUUCCCGCUGUGCGCCCUGGCGCGCUACUGCCUGAGAGCGCCCCUAGGCCGCAACCUCAUCUUCAACUCCUGCGGAGAGCAGGGCUUCAGAGGCUGGGAGGUGGAGCACGGCGGGAAUGGCUGGGCCGUGGAAAAGAACCUCAUAAUGAUGCCGGGCGCUCCUUCCCAGACCUGCUUCGUGACUUCAUUUGAAUGGUGCUUUAAGAGGCAGCUUGUGGACUUGGUGAUGGAAGGGGUGUGGCAGGAGUUGCUCGACAGCGCCCAGAUCGAGAUCUGUGUGGCCGACUGGUGGGGUGCCCGGGAGAACUGCGGCUGCAUCUACCGGCUUCGGGUCCGCCUCCUGGACGUGUAUGAAAAUGAAGUGGUCAAGUUCUCGGCCUCACCCAACCCGGUCCUUCAGUGGACUGAGAGAGGCUGCCGACAGGUCUCCCAUGUCUUUACCAACUUUGGCAAGGGUAUCCGCUAUGUGUCUUUUGAGCAGUAUGGAAGAGACACGCGUUCCUGGGUGGGGCACUACGGCACCCUUGUGACCCACUCCAGUGUGAGGAUCAGGAUCCGCCUGUCCUAGCUAACCAGCCUGACCCAGCCUUCCAAGACAGACUGCCAUCUGCCGGACACUAACAUCAAUCAAGGGCGCCUUUUGCAGCCAGGAGCCAGAGGAUGCCUGGGGAAAGGGGCGGGGAGGUCCCAUGUGGCCUGUUCCCGGCACUCUUCCAGUGAACCCCAUUUGCUGCUGCUUCAGCCAAGGAACCAGGGAUCCAACCAGGCUGGUCACUUGCUUCCCCAGGGCAGUGUCGAAGAGUAACUCAGAGACCUGUACUAUACUUGUAAAUUUCUUUCUCACGUGUGUGGUUAUCAGUUGAUGGUGGUUUAGUCACCAAGUCGUGUCCAAGUCUUGUGACCCCAUGGACUGUAGCCCACCAGGCUCCUCUCUCCAUGGGAUUUCUCAGGCAAGAAUACUGGAGUGGAUUGCCAUUUCCUUC
Molecule: messenger RNA, 1789 nt
Organism: Cervus elaphus (red deer)
Lineage: Eukaryota; Metazoa; Chordata; Mammalia; Artiodactyla; Cervidae
Gene: FBXO17
Product: F-box protein 17
Exons: 7
Coding region: 43-1374 (443 amino acids)
Biological process (GO): SCF-dependent proteasomal ubiquitin-dependent protein catabolic process; glycoprotein catabolic process
Cellular component (GO): SCF ubiquitin ligase complex; cytoplasm
Molecular function (GO): protein binding; ubiquitin protein ligase activity
Source: RefSeq, a predicted model, not a curated record